Molecule: messenger RNA, 3311 nt
Organism: Vicia villosa (hairy vetch)
Lineage: Eukaryota; Viridiplantae; Streptophyta; Magnoliopsida; Fabales; Fabaceae
Product: pentatricopeptide repeat-containing protein At2g27610-like
Exons: 1
Coding region: 159-2729 (856 amino acids)
Biological process (GO): RNA modification
Molecular function (GO): zinc ion binding; RNA binding; protein binding
Source: RefSeq, a predicted model, not a curated record
AUUUCUCCUCGUGUCUCUUUCUUUCUUGCUCCCCCGUCAACCCCAACACUGUCACAGUCAUUCGAAACAAACGCCACUUUCUUUCUUCUUUCGCUAUAAACAUCUCAACAAGCUUUGUAUCAAUAUCCAAAGUUAACAUUUUUCCAAACAGAAAGAGCAUGAAACUAAACUCAUCUUUGAGAACACUCACUUACAUUUCAACAAACCCAAUUCUCAGACUUAGACAUUACUCUGUUUCACGUGAUCCUCACAUUGCACUACACCUGUUCGACGAAACUCCUCACAGACUAACAACUCUCAAACAACAUAACCAAUUACUCUUCACGUACUCACGCAAUAACCAACCCAAAGAAGCAUUCCACUUAUUUGUUUCCCUUCUUCGGUCUUCUUUACCGCCGGAUGAAUCAACAUUCUCAUGUGUUUUCAAACUCUGUGCUGGUUCUUUUGAUGGGACAAUGGGUAGACAAGUUCAUUGUCAAUGUGUUAAAUUUGGACUUGUGCAUCAUGUUAGUGCAGGGACUUCACUUGUUGAUAUGUAUAUGAAAACUGAGAGUGUUGAUGAUGGGAGAAGAGUUUUUGAUGAGAUGGGUGAGAGAAAUGUUGUGUCUUGGACUUCCUUGCUCGCGGGUUAUUCGUUGAACGGACUUUAUGAUUAUGUAUGGGAGUUGUUUUGUCAGAUGCAGUUUGAGGGUUUUUUGCCUAAUCGGUAUACUGUGUCUACUGUGAUUGCAGCUUUGGCUAAUCAUGGUGUUGUUGAUGUAGGAUUGCAGAUUCAUGCCAUGGUUGUGAAACAUGGUUUUGAGGGAGCGAUACCUGUUUGCAAUUCUCUGAUUAUUAUGUAUUCUAGGUCAGGGUUGUUAAGUGAUGCUAGAAAUGUUUUUGAUAGAAUGGAGAACAGGGAUUGGGUUUCUUGGAAUAGCAUGAUUGCAGGACAUGUGACAAAUGGACAGCAUUUGGAGGUUUUUGAAACUUUUAAAAACAUGCAACUUGCAGGGGUUAAACCUACUUACAUGACAUUUGCUAGUGUUAUUAAGUCGUGUGCUAGCCUUAAAGAAUUGUUGUUAGUAAGAUUGAUGCAGUGUAAAGCUUUGAAAAGUGGUUUUACCGAACACCAAAGUGUCAUAACUGCACUCAUGGUAGCGUUGAGUAAGUGCAAGGAAAUGGACGAUGCGUUUAGUCUAUUCUCGUUGAUGGAAGAAGGUAAAAAUGUGGUGUCAUGGACUGCUAUCAUCAGUGGCUACUUGCAGAAUGGUGGCACUGACCAGGCUGUGAAUUUGUUUUCUCAGAUGAGGAGAGAAGGUGUAAAACCAAAUCAUUUCACGUAUUCUGCCAUCCUUACUGUGCAGCAUGCUGUUUUUGUUUCCGAAAUGCAUGCCGAAGUUAUCAAAGCUAAUUAUGAAAAGUCAUCAUCAGUAGGAACUGCACUUUUAGAUGCGUAUGUUAAGAUAGGAAAUAUUAAUGAUGCUGUUAAAGUCUUCGAGAAAAUUGAAGCGAAGGACUUAAUGGCAUGGUCAGCAAUGUUAGCAGGAUAUGCACAAACAAGAGAAACCGAAGAAGCUGCUAAAAUCUUCCGCCAAUUGAUAAAAGAAGGGAUUCAACCAAAUGAGUUUACAUUUUCCAGCAUCAUAAAUGCCUGUGCUGCUCCUACCGCGGCAGCAGAACAAGGAAAACAGUUUCAUGCAUAUGCGGUUAAAAUGAGAUUGAAUAAUGCUAUAUGUGUCUGUAGUUCUCUUGUUACUAUGUAUGCAAAGAGAGGCAAUAUCGAUAGUGCACAUGAAGUUUUCAAAAGGCAGAAGGAGAGGGACUUGGUUUCUUGGAACUCAAUGAUCUCUGGAUAUGCACAACAUGGCCAGGCCAAGAAAGCUUUAGAGGUAUUUGAUGCGAUGCAAAAACGAAACAUGGAAGUGGAUGCUGUAACAUUCAUUGGAGUCAUCACUGCCUGCACUCAUGCUGGCCUAGUGGAAAAAGGUCAAAACUACUUCAAUUCAAUGAUCAAUGAUCAUCGCAUUAAUCCAACAAUGAAGCACUACUCCUGCAUGAUCGAUCUAUAUAGCCGUGCAGGGAUGCUGGAAAAAGCCAUGGAUAUCAUAAAAGAGAUGCCGUUUCCACCUGGUGCAACUGUGUGGCGCACUCUCCUGGGAGCCGCUCGAGUACACCGCAACAUAGAGCUCGGAGAACUUGCUGCUGAGAAACUUAUUUCUCUUCAGCCAGAAGACUCGGCUGCAUAUGUCCUAUUAUCCAAUAUGUAUGCUGCAGCAGGAAACUGGCAAGAGAGAACCAAUGUGAGAAAACUAAUGGACAAGAGAAAAGUGAAAAAAGAACCAGGGUAUAGUUGGAUCGAGGUUAAAAACAAAACAUACUCAUUCUUGGCCGGUGAUUUGACACAUCCUUUGUCGAACCAAAUUUACUCAAAACUUUCAGAGUUAAGUAUCAGGUUGAAAGACGCAGGUUAUCAACCUGAUACAAACCUUGUAUUUCAUGAUAUUGAAGAUGAACAGAAAGAAACUAUUCUUUCUCAACACAGUGAAAAGUUAGCAAUUGCUUUUGGUUUAAUAGCUACACAUCCUGAAAUUCCCAUCCAAAUUGUGAAGAAUCUAAGGGUAUGUGGAGAUUGUCAUAACUUUAUCAAGUUAGUGUCACUCAUUGAACAGAGAUAUAUUGUUGUCAGAGAUUCAAAUCGGUUUCAUCACUUUAAAGAUGGAUCCUGCUCAUGUGGGGACUACUGGUGAUAUUCGAGCUAUAGUGUGUAAUUUUGAAGAUGCUUAGCAUUAUUAGACCUUUUUCUUUGGCAGAGAGAAAUAUAAAUUAGGGGAGACAACCAUCAUGCUAGAUCAUGAAGAACACCAACUUCAUUGAAUACUUACAAUGAAGUUUAUGUAUAACCUACUAGUCUUGAAAUUUCACAGACGGUUGCAAAUCACAGAGGGUUUGAGAAGGUUGGACUGCAGUUGGCGUCUGCGUUAUACCUUUGUUUGCCAGAGAAUCCCUGAAAGCCUUAUGCAAAGAGAAUAAUCCAUGAAAGCUUUAUGCAAAGAGAAUAAUCCAUGAAAGCUUUAUGCAAAGAGAGUCAUCGGAUUAGAAUUUGAAAUCCCUUGAGUAAUAUUUUUCAACUUGUGAAGGAUGAUUCAUCAACAGAACUUUCAGAAAAUAUCCCUCAAAUAUUGCUAUGACAAAAUGGUUAAUAGCAUUUCUAUAAUUUGUUAAUUGAUUGUACGAAUUCUCAAAAGUUCCAGCCAUUUUGCUGAUGAACUGGUUCAAGACAAGUACUAACUGAUAGUUAGUUUAGUUAUAUGUCCAAAAUGCUCAGAAAA